Eurypyga helias (sunbittern) is the source of this 3591-nucleotide messenger RNA. Its product is annotated as cohesin subunit SA-2-like. The record is from RefSeq and is a predicted model, not a curated record. NCBI's taxonomy places the organism in Eukaryota, Metazoa, Chordata, Aves, Eurypygiformes, Eurypygidae. Gene Ontology annotation, biological process: sister chromatid cohesion. Gene Ontology annotation, molecular function: chromatin binding. Bases 1 to 3591 code for a protein of 1196 amino acids. The transcript has 32 exons. Gene Ontology annotation, cellular component: nucleus; chromatin; cohesin complex.
AUGAUAGCUGAGCCCAACGCAGCCAGCAACAUUCCCAGCCAGAAAGAGAAUGGUGUCCAUGAUGAGACUGUGCCUGAGUCUGCUGUGCAGAACGGCAGCUGUGUGAGAAAUGGCAACCUGAAAACAUGUAGAGAGAAACGGAAGGUCCGAGAACAGUGUGAAAACAUAAGGAGAAGUUCUUCCAGUAGCCGAAGAGCGAGCCAGCUGCAGAAUGGAGAAGUGGUUGAGGCAGUUACAUUGUUUGAAGUGGUUAGCGUGGGGAAGCAGGCCAUGCAGUCUGUAGUAGAUGACUGGGUUGAAGCUUAUAAACAAGACAGGAAUGUGGCACUUCUAGAUCUUAUCAACUUCUUCAUUCAGUGCUCAGGCUGUCAAGGCAUGGUAACAGCAGAGAUGUUUCAGAGUUUGCACAAGAUGGAUGUCCUGCAAAAAAUGACAGAGACCUUUGAUGAGGAAACUGGGUUGCACUACAAGAAAUUCAUGGCCUAUCCUUGGAUCCUGACAGUUACUUGGCCGGUGGACACUGACAAUGAAGACUACCCACUGAUCAGAACAGGACCCUAUUGGAAGAAGUUCAAGGCCAAUUUCUGUGAAUUCAUUGCAGUGCUUGUCCAACAGUGCCAGUGCAGUGUCCUGUAUGAUAGCUAUUUGAUGGAUGCUGUCAUCUCGCUGCUUACAGGCUUAGGGGACUCCAUGGUCAGAGCAUUUAGACACACAAGCACUUUGGCAGCAAUGAAACUUCUGACUGCAGUUGUAAGCAUACAUCUGAACCUUGAUGUCAACAAACACAAUGCUCAGAGAUUAUAUGAGGUGGAGAAGAGGAGGAUAAGUGGCAAGAGGACCAAUUACAGACUUGACCAGCUAGAGAGAAAAAGCCAAGAGUAUGAGCAGAAGCUGCUAGAGAUACAGAACAUGAUGAGUGCUAUUUUCAAAGGGACCUUUCUAAAACGUUACCGUGAUGUGAUCCCUGAGAUACGAGCAACUUGUGUUGAAGAAAUUGGCAGCUGCAUCAAAACAUACCCAGAUGCUUUUUUAAAUGAUAGCUACUUAAAAUACAUUGGGUGGAUGCUGUAUGAUAAGCAAGCUGAAGUGCGGUUGAAGUGUCUUCUGGGACUGCAGGGAAUUUAUAGCAGAAAAGAACUUGUUUCCAGGAUGGAUCUCUUUACCAGCAGAUUCAAGGAUCGAAUUGUGUCCAUGCCUCUGGACAAGGACCAUGAAGUAGCAGUUCAAGCCAUGAAACUCUUGAUGCUUAUGUCACAGAACUGUGAGGCUGUGUUAUCAGCUGAAGACUGUGAAACCUUAUACCAGUUUGUUUAUACCACACACCGUCCGCUUGCAGUAGCAGCUGGGGAAUUCCUUUAUAAAAGGCUGCUCGGUCAUGAGGGAGAUGAAGAAGUUCAGCCCAAAGGAGGAGGGAAGUUUGGGGCGAGUACCGACCAGUUGAAAAGAUUAAUACGUUUUUUCCUGGAGGGCGAGCUGCACAGACAUGUUGCAUACCUCAUAGACAGCUUGUGGGACUGGGCUGGCAAAUUGCUGAAGGACUGGGAGUGCAUGACCACUCUUCUAUUAAAAAGUGCCGAACCAGGUGGAGAAGCACUGAGUGAUGCCCAUGAAAAUGCUCUCAUUGAAAUUAUCCUCGCAACGGUUAGAGAAGCAGCUGAAGGUCAUCCUCCGGUGGGCAGAGGUGCAGCCAAAAAAAUUCUGUCAGUAAAAGAGAAGAAAAUACAAUUGGAAGAUUGUACCAAAAUUACUGAGCACUUUAUUAUGGUGCUUCCUCAGCUCUUGGCAAAGUAUUCAACAGAUGCACAAAAAGUGGCAAAUCUUCUGCAGAUUCCUCAGUAUUAUGAUUUAGAUGCUUACAGUACGGGACAUCUCGAGAAGCAUUUGGAUGCUUUGCUGAGAGAGGUAAAAGACAUUGUGACCAAACACACUGACAUAUCUGUCCUUGAGGCUUCCUCCCGGACUUACUGUAUCCUCUGCAGUGAAGAAUUUGCCAUCUACAACCAGGUGGAUUGUGCCCGAACUCAACUGAUAGAUGAGUUGAUGGGACAGCUCAACCAUCUACUAGAUGGCUUCUGGCAAAAGGAAGAAGGAUUUUGUAUGGAUGCAGAAGAAAUUUCCCGGAUGCACUUUGCCUUGAGAAGAGUAGCAGCUUUUUAUAAUGCCCAUGAUCUCACCAAGUGGAAUCUGUAUGACAAGACAUUAAGGUUGCUAGCGUUUGAAAGGGAGCAUGGGAGUUUGCCUGUUCUGAUGAUCCUGCCAGCUCUCCAGUGCAUGUAUUUUUCUCUCCUGUGGCAACUAGCUGCAGUUUCGGAAAAUUCCCCCAAGACUCUUCUGGCACUAAGAAGAGAGCUGAGGCAUUUCAAUCAGAUUUGCUUGUGCUUCCUCCACCAUAAGGAAAAAGAUGUAAGAGAAAAGGCCUUCAUGAUACUCUGUGACUGGUUGCUGAUUUUGAGUCAUCAGGAUUCCAAUAAUAAUGAAGAAGCAGUCGGACUUCUAGGUUAUCUUCCUAACGCAUCACUUCAGGAAAAACUGCUUUUGUUUAUCCAGGAACAUGUUUUCGUAGAGGAAGAAGAGGAAAGCAAAGACCUGACAGAAGAGGAGGAGAGAAAGGAUGAAAGUUGCAAACUUGACGACUUGCACAAAAAGCGGAGUCUUCUUGCAGCAUAUUGCAAGUUAAUAGUGUAUAACGUGGUAGAGAUGGCUGGGGCAGCUGAGAUCUACAAGUAUUACGUGAAGACCUACAAUGACUUUGGGGACAUAAUUAAAGAAACAUUAAGCAGGACGAGGCACAAUAACAAAAUUCAGAGUGCGAAGACACUGAUUCUCUGUCUGCAGCAGCUGUUUCAGACGCAUGCAGAAAGCCAGGAGGGCAGCAGCCGUUUGGACUUCUCCUGCACUUCCUUCACAAAUAUGAAAGAACUCGCUCGUCGCUUUUCACUAACGUUUGGCUGGGACCAGGUGAAAUCUAGAGAAUCUGUAGCUAUGAUACACAAGGAAGGGAUUGAAUUUGCUUUUCAAGGAGCUAUGGGAGUAGAUGGAAAAUGCUUGCCUCCUAACUUGAGCUUUCUGAUAAUCAUCAGUGAGUUUUCCAGCAAGCUGCUAAAGCCUGACAAACGACUAGUGUACGCUUACUUACAGAGGUACGUGGCAGAACCACUGCCUUGCAGAGGAGACGAGUGGCAGCCGUUGGUCUGGUACAGAAACUCCUUACUGGAAAAUGAAGAUGAGGAGACCUCUGUCCUCGGCAGCCUGGGAGAGUGGUCCCCUGUGGGCACAUCGAAGACGUCUUCUUUCAAAAGAAAAUUGUCUAACGGGUCUUUGCCUCUAACCAGCCACGCUGAGGCAGCAAGCAGCACUCCAGACCUGCAGCAUGCUUCCCAGCUGGCCUCGGCAACAGGGAAAAGCAGGAAGAGGCUAAAGUCUCGAGAGACGCCCUUGCAAGGAUGUUUGCCAUUCCUUUGUCCAGGAGAGCUGCGGAGAAGGGACUGCAAAGGAGAAGUUAAGACAGAAGGUGUCUCAGAGGAGGGUCAAGCAGAAGACUCAGUCGAAGACGUUGAUGUCGAUGUGGUUGGUGCAGAGCAGGACGGUUAA